Fusarium mangiferae is the source of this 1575-nucleotide messenger RNA. RefSeq lists its product as uncharacterized. NCBI's taxonomy places the organism in Eukaryota, Fungi, Ascomycota, Sordariomycetes, Hypocreales, Nectriaceae. The transcript has 3 exons. Gene Ontology annotation, cellular component: cytosol. Gene Ontology annotation, biological process: protein import into peroxisome matrix. Bases 1 to 1575 code for a protein of 524 amino acids. The record is from RefSeq and is a predicted model, not a curated record.
AUGGUCGUUGAUACCGCCUAUUACGACACCCUGGGUGUCCAGCCCACGGCCACCGAGCUGGAGAUCAAGAAGGCUUAUCGCAAGAUGGCUAUUGUCCACCACCCAGAUAAGAAUCCUAAUGAUCCUACCGCCCACGAAAAGUUCCAGGCCAUCGGUGAGGCCUAUCAAGUUCUGUCCGAUUCCGAUCUACGCGCGGCCUACGAUAAGUUUGGAAAGGACUCUGCGAGACCGCAGGAGGGUUUCGCAGAUCCAGCUGAAUUCUUCAGCUCCAUCUUUGGAGGCGAGGCCUUCGUGGACUGGAUCGGUGAGAUUAGCCUUAUGAAGGAUCUUACGGCAACCAUGGACAUCACGAUGCAGGAGGAGGAAGAAGCUGCCGCUGCUGAAGCCGCUGCCGCCGCGCAAGCCGAGGAGGAUUUCCCUGGAACUGAAGAUGCCAAGAAGGAGAGCCUCAAGGAGCAAGAGCAGAAGGCUAAGCAGAAGGCCGCCGCCGCUGCAGAGCACCAAGUAGGCCCACCACCGCCGCCUUAUGCAGCCGCUUCUGUCAACGACGACAAGGAGACCAAGCCCGCUUCACCUGCCGCUCCCGCCGCUGGCCUCUCCGCCGAUACCCCUCAGCGAACCGAUGCCACAUCCCCCGCUCCCUCGUCGAGCUCACGUAGCCGAACCCAGAUCCCUCUUCGACCCGCACUGAUGGACAAGUCUCACGAGGACCUUCUUGAUGCCGAGGCCAACAAGGGUGAAUUAACAGAGGAGGAGCUCAAGCAUAAGGAGAAGAAGAAGGGUGGCCUGACCAAGGAGCAGCGUGAGCAGUUGGCAGCAUACGAGAAGGAGCGCGCCAAGAUUCGCCAGGAGCGUGUCGACACCCUCGCUCGGAAGCUCCUUGAUAGACUGAGCGUGUGGACAGAGACAGACAAGGGUUCUGACGUAACCAAGGCAUUCCAGGAGAAGAUGCGUCUCGAGGUUGAGAACCUAAAGAUGGAGUCUUUCGGAAUUGAUAUCCUGCACGCUAUCGGUCAAACCUAUGUCUCGAAGGCCUCGAGCUUACUCCGCAGCCAGAAGUUCUUUGGUAUCGGUGGUUUCUUCAGCAGACUCCGUGACAAGGGCACACUCGUCAAGGAGACAUGGAACACCAUCAGCAGCGCUAUUGAUGCUCAACAGACCAUGGAGGAUAUGGCCAAGAUGGAGGAGAAGGGUGGCGAGGACUGGACUGAUGAGAAGCGCGCUGAGUACGAGAGACGCGUGACUGGCAAGAUUCUCACCGCUGCAUGGAGGGGAAGCAAGUUUGAGAUCCAGAGCGUUCUGCGUGAGGUCUGCGACAGUAUUUUGAACGACAAGAAGGUCCACCUCAACAAGCGACUCGAGCGCGCACAGGCUCUUGUUCUGAUUGGUGACGUCUUCAUCCGGGCUGAGCGAUCUCCUGAAGAGGAGGGCGACUAUCUCGUUUUCGAGCAGCUCGUUGCUGAGGCCGCAAUGAAGAAGGACAAGGAGGAAGACCACAAGAAGAAGAAGGAUCGCAAGUCCUUCCACAGCAAGGACAAGGAACCCAAAGACAAGGAGCACGCUACGACACCCUGA